GGAUCUCUCAGUAAAUUGAGAUUAAUUCUAUCUUUCUUCCGCCGGACAGAAUCCAGUUGAAAGAGAGCCCUCGUCUCCUUUGACCAUUGUUUACUUACCACCAGCAAAAGGGUUUGCUUCAAAUUUUGGGGGAAAUUUUGUUAAUUUUGUUUUUAGGGGAAUUCAAUAACCUAGGCGUAUUUUAUACUGAAUUCAAUUCUGAUUAUUAAAUUUGAAUUUCCCCAAAUUUUUUUUUGUGUCAAUCAAUAAAUGGAGGACGGUAAUGAAGAAGUUAGCGUGGAAGAGCUCGCUUCGAAUCUCUCUACGUACAGAGAACAGCUCCAACAGGUCCGCAGCUUGUUGCAUGAUGAGCCUGGAAAUGCUGAGUAUUUGGACAUGGAGAAGGAGCUUGUGGAGGUGAUAUCUUUGACUGAAGAGCUUCUAGCCACCGCAAAACAAAAUGAAAAUGCAGGAUUGGCUGCUGGGACCAGUGGUGACCUGUCAUCUAGCUUAAGCCCCGCUGGAAAUUUCUCUAAGGAAUCAAGACCUGCACCUGAUUCGAAUAAGUUUCCCAUUGGCUCUAAAGUUCAGGCUGUUUGGAGUGAAGAUGGUGAAUGGUAUGAUGCAACAGUUGAGGCUCACACUCCAAAUGGAUAUUAUGUUACAUAUGAUGGAUGGGGGAAUAAGGAAGAGGUGGAUCCAGAUAAUGUUCGAGCAGUUAACGAAGGGGAUGUAAAUCCGUUAUUGGAGGCAGAGAAAGUUGCUCAGGCUACUAAAGAAGCUCUUAAAAGGAAAAUUGCACAAGCUGCUGUUGCUGACUUUCAGUCAAAAACUUUACCUGCAAAACUUCGCAUUGAGCCUGAUGAUCCCGAAGAUGUGAAAGCUGCUAAGCGCAAAAAGAUACACUCUUUCAAGUCUAAGAUGCGAAUGGAGCAACUUGAAAUGACUCAGAACAAGAGGCAAAAUGAUUGGCAGCAAUUUCAGACAACCAAAGGCCGUGCUAAGAAGGCUGGUUUCUUCUCUGGUCGAAAGCGAGAAAGUAUAUUCAAAUCUCCAGAUGAUCCACAAGGGAAGGUUGGAGUAACUGGAAGUGGGAAAGGUUUGACGGAUUUUCAAAAGAGGGAGAAGCACCUGCAUCUUAAAGGUGCCAACGCUGAGGUUGCUGAUGAUUAGUUAAUAUAUUUCUAGAGGAGUUGGAACAGCUUCUGUUUUCCCCACUAUGCUUUAAAUUGAAAUAUCAUCAAGAAGGUAGAUUAUAUUGUGGUGUUUAGUGAAAUAGUGAAAUCGAUAUCCAACAUGUGUCUUGUAUCUUUAGUUACACCAGCAACAGGCAUCUUGCAGAUUUAACAUAUGUGUCUUGUAUCUUUGCCCAAGUCAUCUUGCAGAUUUUGAAACUCAGAUGAAACUCGACAUUCUCUUUCAAGUUUUCACGAUUAUAUUCUCCUCAUGGUCUUACUCUGUUUUUCUCCAGUUCCUCAUUAAAUUCACCUAUAGGUC
Molecule: messenger RNA, 1476 nt
Organism: Oldenlandia corymbosa var. corymbosa
Lineage: Eukaryota; Viridiplantae; Streptophyta; Magnoliopsida; Gentianales; Rubiaceae
Source: the annotation of a GenBank genome assembly